Molecule: messenger RNA, 3105 nt
Organism: Dunckerocampus dactyliophorus (ringed pipefish)
Lineage: Eukaryota; Metazoa; Chordata; Actinopteri; Syngnathiformes; Syngnathidae
Gene: fbp2
Product: fructose-1,6-bisphosphatase 2
Exons: 8
Coding region: 1079-1912 (277 amino acids)
Biological process (GO): fructose 1,6-bisphosphate metabolic process; fructose metabolic process; fructose 6-phosphate metabolic process
Cellular component (GO): cytoplasm; cytosol
Molecular function (GO): fructose 1,6-bisphosphate 1-phosphatase activity
Source: RefSeq, a predicted model, not a curated record
GGGGGCCACCGGCGAGCUGACCCAGCUCAUCAACGCCAUGCUGACGGCUAUCAAAGCCAUCUCCUCGGCCGUGCGCAAGGCGGGCCUGGCCCACUUGUGAGUACCGGAGCCUGCGCUGGAUCCAAUGCAUGAAUGCACGCAAAGGGUCGUGGGGGCAUGCUGCCGCCUAUCCCAGCUGACAGGCGGGGUACACCCUGGACUGGUGGCCAGCCUAUGGCAGGGCACAUAUAGACAAACAACCAUUCACACUCACAUUCAUACCUAUGGACAAUUUAGAGUCUCCAAUAAAGCUAACAUGCAUGUUUUUGGAAUGUGGGAGGAAACUGGAGAACCCGGAGAAAACCCACACGCACACGGGGAGAACAUGUGAACCCAGGUCUUCCCUAUCUCCAGACGGUGACUGUGUGGCCAGCAUGCUAACCACAAGACCACCGUGCGGCCCUAUUAUGAUGAUACAGUAUAUUAAUACUUCCUCCAUGAUGGCUUUACAUUUGUUCACGUAUGCCUCUUGUUGCGGACAGUUAAAGCCCUUUUUGCAUCCUUGUCACCCUUACUUUAUUUUCCUCCUUCUUCAUGGCACGAAGCCAAGAUUCAUUUAUUCCGUCAUGGCGACCCACAGCUGCAUGAGUUCUACCUUCCUUCAGCAUGUCCACAAAUCCAACUUUUUGUGCAUCUUCCUCUGCCUUUUGGGUGCAACUGCACGUGCCUUUGUCGGUGCAGAACAUUCAGAGAGAAAACUUGCAAACAUACAGCACUUACGCUGCUAGCAUCGAACAAUUAUGCAAAUUAGGCAAGCUGAAAGCCUUCUGUACUGUACAGUACCAGGCCGUGGGUCAUUUGGUACCGGGCCGCACAGAAAGAAAAAAUAAUUUCCAUUAUUUCAUUUUUUUGUUUUAUUUUGAAAAGUGGCCGGAUUCUCUCUCUUACAUCCGUCGCACUUGACGCAUGUCCAUUGUGCGUGUGCUAACUUUAUCUCAUGCCGCACAGAUAGACUACUACUGUAUUUUUUACCAUUUUUCUUUCACCUCAUAUUUGGUCUCAAAUGCUGAUACUAUGUGGGAAUGCAUAAAGACAGGGCAUGGCGGGCUGUGUCAACGUGACGGGCGAUGACGUGAAGAAGCUGGACGUCCUGUCCAACGACCUGGUGGUGAACAUGCUGCGGGCCUCCUACGGCUCCUGCUGCAUGGUCUCUGAGGAGGACAAGGAGCUCAUCAUCACUCCUAAAGACAAGCGGGGAAAGUACGUGGUGUGUUUUGACCCUCUGGAUGGCUCCAGUAACAUCGACUGUUUGGCCUCCAUUGGCACCAUAUUUGCCAUCUACAAGAGGGUGUCAGAGGGCGAGCCCACAGUGGAGGAUGCCCUGCAGCCGGGUGACAACAUGGUGUGCGCCGGCUACGCCCUCUAUGGCAGCGCCACGCUGGUGGCCCUCAGCACCGGUGACGGCCUCAACUUUUUCAUGCUCGACCCAGCCAUCGGAGAGUUCAUCCUGACCGAGAGGAACGUCAGGAUCAAACCCCGAGGAAAGAUCUACAGCGUGAACGAGGGCUACGCCAAGUACUUCCACGCCUCCGUCAACGACUACAUCCGGCACAAGAAGCACCCUGAGGAUGGCAGCUCCCCGUACGGCGCCCGCUAUGUGGGCUCCAUGGUGUCCGACGUCCACCGCACCAUCACCUACGGGGGCAUCUUCAUGUACCCGGCCAAUGAGAAGAACCCAGAAGGAAAGCUGCGGCUGCUGUACGAGUGCAACCCCAUCGCAUUCCUGGUGGAGCAGGCGGGAGGCCUGGCCACCACGGGCACCCAGAGGGUCCUGGCUGUGCGACCGCAGGCCCUCCACCAACGGGUGCCCUUCGUGGUUGGCUCCCCGGACGACGUCAACGAGUACUUGUCCUUCGUCAGGAAGUACCAGUAACUGUGGACUCUUGGAAUGGCAUUUUGUCAAAUUCGUUUUUUGGCAACUUUAUUCCCACAGAUGGUAGUGUCAACUUUGUGCAAUAACGACAAUAUCUGAUGUGCCUUCUGCUGCAGUACUCCAGAAAGAGGAAGUGAGUUAGCGAGGGUGCUUUCACACAAACUUGACACAACUCCAGUGAUUAAAAAUGAAAAGUGACUUAUCGAACGGGUCAUCAGUUUAGCAUGUGGGUGUCUUUCGUGUCUUCAUUCGUCUUGUUAGCGUGUGAAUGCCUCUUUAAGUGUACUUUAGCCUGCGAGCUUGUCCGUAACGUUAAGGGGUAUCACUCAAGUACUACUUAUUUGAUCUAUCGUCUGUUUCACGUAUUGCGCUACUACCGCUCUUCCUGUUUAUAUUUUUGCGCCCACCGCUGACCAAUUGGUGAAGAGAGGGUUGUCACAUGGCUUUUUGACGCAUUCAGGUGCGCUUGGAAUGACGAUUUCUUUGGCGUCUUAGCAUAGCAUCUCCGGUUUCUGAUAUAAUUGUUAUUUGUAGUUAUUUAAUGCUACUUCACAGUGAAAUUGUACUUUAGUCCGUCUCCUUUGUGGCCAGGUUUUUUAGGUGAAAGCUAAGACUCUUUAAAGUGUUAGUCUGUUUCACGUACUACUACCGUCCACCUCAGACCAAUUGGAGAACAGAGGGUUGUCACGUGGCUUGUUGUGACGCAUUCAGGUACUCUUGAAAAGUUGACACCAACGGCGGUUUCUUUUGUGUCGUAUCUUAGCAUCUGUGUCUGAUGGAAUUGUGAUUCGUAGUUCUUUCAUACCAGUUUAUGUUGGAAUUGUACUUUAAUCCAUCUCCUCUGGGGCCAGGUUUUUUUUUAGGUGAAAGCUAAGACUCUUUCGAAUGUUAAGUUUAAUUAAGUUCAUUCCAUAAACUAGCUUCAACCUCACGAAGCAACACAUCAAUAAUCUCACGUGUGCCGCUGUUUAUUGAUCAUGUGACAUAUUGUCUAGUAUGUAUGAUGCUCCUUUAGAAUUUAUUGAAUAGGACUGAUUAGCAAGAGACAAAUCAAUAGGUCUGCGUUAAAUGCGAUACUAACAAGCUUUCUUAAAUGCAUCGCAUGUUGUUAAUUCCUAAAGUGUGCUUUAAAGUUAAUGCAAUUUAAAAUCAAAUAGAAAACAAUACACAAAAUAAGAGAUUAGUGUUUCACA